Messenger RNA from Ostertagia ostertagi, 504 nucleotides. The record is from the annotation of a GenBank genome assembly. NCBI's taxonomy places the organism in Eukaryota, Metazoa, Nematoda, Chromadorea, Rhabditida, Trichostrongylidae.
AUGGUAUUGGCUUGCGACACAGACUUCACCCGGGCGAAGGCUUUUUGCUUUUACGAUGAAUCAUCCGGAGCCUGGUUAUCGGUACCGUCUUUUGUACCGAGUGGCAAAAACGCCGAUCUUUUUCUAUCCGUGAUCAUACCUGCCCGAAAUGAAGCCGCAAACAUUGGUGCGUUGCUAACCGCGCUUCAACACCAGGACUAUCCUUCUCAUCUUGUUGAAGUAAUUGUAGUAGAUGAUCAUUCUGAUGAUGACACAGCCAGGAUUGUAACAGGUUUCCCAAAUGUAAAACUGGUACGUCUUGGUAAUGAUAUUACCAACUCAUACAAGAAAAAAGCGAUCGAGGUGGGUAUUGCCGCUGCAUCGGGAGAAAUGAUAGUUUGUACUGAUGCGGACUGUGUGCCACCGCCGGCAUGGUUACGCACGAUGGCAUUGUUUAAAAAAGAAAAGGACAGCGUUUUUAUUGCUGCCCCGGUUUCGAUUGACGGAAAGAAAACGCUCGUGCAG